AUGAGUUACUAUACCAGUAACACAGCACCAUUAGGCUACGGAAACUACAAUCCAGGAAUUGGCCAGAGAUCUGGCAUCAACCACUUGCAACAGCCUCAGAUUCCGGGAAUCCAAUCCCUGAAUGCCCCGCAGUCCGAACAGGCUGCAGCAGCUGCUGCUGCUGCACAACAACAUGGCCGUCAAGGACAAGCCAGACAGGUACAGCCAGAUGAGUUGAAGACAUCAUCAGCCGAUACUCCAAAAAAAGAACGUAAAAACAGACCAGGCAUGAAGUUCGGUGCGAAGAAGAAGUCCUGGGUAUGGUCGUGGUUUGUUCAAGACAACAGUGAUCCCAACAUUGCAGCCUGUGACUACUGUGGAAAGAUUAUUAUCAGAUUGGCUUCAGAUAAAGGCUCACCCAAAAAGCUAAGCGAACAUUUGCGUACUCACAAGUUGAACAAAGACACCAUAAACUAUUCGCGUUCGGUACCUAUCGACGGCUAUGGAGUUACCUUCACCAACUCCGGAGAACCCAUCAACUACCCAUCCAAUUACGAGCAGGCUCCACAAUCUACACAGACCAGUGCCGCAGGUUCCGUGGCUGGCAACGCUGUAGCACUCGAUGAUGACAAGAGAAGAUCGGCUCCUCCCAAAACGAAACAAGCCGACUUCAAUACUGUUGCCUCAGCUCCAAAGCGGUUCCUCUCGGCCGAGUUCGACAACUCUCCUUAUACGUCGAUGAAGUUCCACCGUCACUUGAUGAAAUUCUUGACUGAAAACAAGUUACCCAUCAAUGCAAUCAAGUCUAAGUCUUUCCGCCAGUUGAUAUACGAUCUCCGUUCAGACUCCGUCAAUGACUUGUUGGAAUUGACCAACUUGUACAGCUCGUUGAUCGAAGUUAGUCGUUAUAGUGAUGGUCCUGGCAAUCCAGAUCCUGAAGCCAGUGCCGUAAAUGCCUUGGCGAAUGUUGUCGAAAACAAAAUGAAUAACUCUUAA
Molecule: messenger RNA, 975 nt
Organism: Scheffersomyces stipitis CBS 6054
Lineage: Eukaryota; Fungi; Ascomycota; Pichiomycetes; Serinales; Debaryomycetaceae
Gene: BED1.2
Exons: 1
Coding region: 1-975 (324 amino acids)
Molecular function (GO): DNA binding
Source: RefSeq, a predicted model, not a curated record